AUUGUGUGGUGAGGGAGGGAGGGAAGUGUAAGCCAGUCACAGCAUCUCUCCUCACUGCACCAGGGCUGAGGGACUCUUCGUCCCCUCACUUCCCUCGCUGCAGAUUUAACUCAUUUCCAUCAGCGCAGUCAUCUUUUUUUUCCCCCUUGCAUUUUACUUGCUGUUUUGGACAGAUGCGUUGCAUUCAUCUCUUUCUGUAUGCCAGGAUCUAAGGAUUUAUUUAUUAAAAACGUGGGCUGUUCUCUUUGUCGGAUGUAAAAGGGGAGAUUUGCAAAGGACAGUGCAUAAAACUGGGACUCCGAAUGGGACUUGGUCUUUUCUUUACGCUGCUAGAGUGGAUUCCCCUUUUGUUGCGCUGCCUGUGUUUUGUUCAGGGCGACAGACAUGCUAAGAGAGGAGUUAAAGGCGAGGCUAUAAGACCCCAUACCUCUACAACUAAACAGAACGCUUACUUGAAAGGACUAAGGAAGUUAGAAAAUCUAUGGUUGCAUUAAGCACUUGAGAAGAAGGUACUAAGCCCUGCCAAGCACUGAUGGGGCUUCAGAAUGUCACAUCGAAAAUUCAAGUAACAAGUUUAUGGGAUAAAUAAGUGGAUUGCUGAUUGAUCCCCAAACCCCUCUCUGCAAGUGUGCCACGGGAUUGCUGAGGAGUGAAAUUGAGUGGAGCGCUGAGUUAUUCAGCUGGCCUCUCAUUGCUUCUGGAGAGUCCUUCUAACAUGCCUGCAUGGAAAUCUGAUGUUCAACGCUUUCAUCAGCAACUGGACUUUUAUGUUUGCUUGUCUUCUGCAACUUGCAGUCCAGAACUCUGAGAGGCAAGAUUGCACAUUUGGAUUUUAACUUUAGAUUACUUUGUUGGCAGAACUCAUCCAAAUGAUUUUGAUGCACGUGGUUUUUACCUCAUUCUCUCUAGGGAUGCGUUGUAAACACAUUUUCCCCCACCGCCAUGUGUGCUGAGAGAGCUGUGACAUUAUCUCCUGCGGAGAUCCCCAUGUUGUUCUAGCCUGUGUCUGUGUUUUGAUUCAGACAAUAGCUGGGCGUACAGGGGCUCCAGACACUGACCAGAGGACCACCAAAAUAAGGGAAGCCUGCCUUUACACAGUAAACACACUAGCACCCAUGGCAAAAUGAAACUUUGGAUUGUAUAGAAUGGUUGAUUCACAGAGAUGUAUGCAAUUAUUCAUCAGGAGAAACUCCUUGUAAGAAGUUUUUGAAAAAAAAAUCAUUCAACACAAUGACUGCUUACAGUGAAUUUUCAAGAAGUAACCACGCUCAGUACAUUUAAUCUCUUCUGUAGGUGUGAAAUAGGAGGCUUUAUGCUGCUUUCUUAGUCAUUCUCCUCUGAGGAUCUGUAAAGUGAGGGGAGCAUUGUAUUUUGCUUCAUGCUUUAACCCCAUGUGGUUUCCUCCCUCACAUCUUCUGUGCUCUCUGCCCUUGUGAGGACAGCUUAUGCCCUCAGCCUCCUGGUGGCAACUCUCAUUAGAAUCAGGCAAAGAGGCUACAGACUAGGAGGCAAAGCAGCAGGGAAGCUCUGCUUUGGGAUAGGUGCUGGUCACAGCAUUAAUGCUACCCUGCUUCAGAUCCACUGAAGGAAUACGGCCUUUUUUUCUCUCUACUCCUGACUGUUACCCACCCACUACUUUCACUAACCAUGCGAGAUUGGAAAGGAGAGCUAAACGGGCUGUCCUACCCUCCCAGAGGCGCUAUUGAUUUUCCUCCAGUCAGUGCUCAUUUGAUUGAGACCCAGCUAUGUGAGAGUAAGGUGAACGAGAGCAUGAGUGUGCUAGAGAGAGUAUUGAGCUUGGUGAACUGAGAGAGGCUGCAGACGCCUGGUGAAGAACGGGAGAGAGACAGGCAGUUCUCCGGUUUCAGGCCAGCUGCCUAAUGGGUGGCACACCACAAACCUGACCCACCUGGAUAGCACCCAGAACAAUGAACCAGUCUGAACUGACAACGGACACGUUGCUCACUGCCAACAGCAGCCAUGGAGACUUCUUUUCUAGAAGGGCCUCCAACCACUCCUGUCCCUUGGGCUGGAGGCUAAACGAAGGCCUAGAGGCUUGUGUUCUGGAGACUGCUGUUAUUGUGCUUCUCACAGUGCUCAUUAUUGCAGGGAACCUGACGGUGAUCUUUGUGUUCCACUGUGCCCCUCUGCUACACCACUACACCACAAGCUACUUCAUCCAGACCAUGGCCUACGCUGACCUGCUGGUGGGUCUUAGUUGCCUUGUGCCCACCCUGUCUUUGCUUCACUAUCCAGCAGGUGUCCAGGAGCCAAUCACAUGCCAGGUUUUCAGCUACGUCAUUUCUGUUUUGAAGAGUGUUUCAAUGGCCUGCUUGGCCUGUAUCAGUGUGGACCGCUACCUGGCUAUAACUAAACCACUAUCCUACAACCAGCUGGUAACACCAUGCCGGCUACGAGGCUGCAUCACCCUCAUCUGGGUCUACUCUAGCCUGGUUUUCUUACCCUCCUUCUUUGGAUGGGGUAAACCAGGAUAUCAUGGGGAUAUUUUUGAAUGGUGCGCUCACUCUUGGCCCACCUCUGCCCUCUUUACAGGUUUUGUGGUGUGUUUGCUUUAUGCACCUGCUGCCCUUGUUGUCUGUUUUACCUAUUACCACAUCUUUCGCAUUUGCCAGCAACACAACAGGGAGAUCAGUGAACGGCGGGCACGUUUCCCCAGCCAGGAGAUGGAGACUGGUGAAGGGAAUGGUGGAGGGCAUCACGGAGGGCAUGGACCAGAUCGACGCUAUGCGAUGGUGCUCUUCCGCAUCACUAGUGUUUUCUAUAUGCUUUGGCUGCCCUACAUAAUCUACUUUCUGCUCGAAAGCUCCCAUGUGCUGGAUAGUCCUGCCCUCUCCUUCAUCACCACCUGGCUGGCCAUCAGCAAUAGUUUCUGCAACUGUGUCAUCUACAGCCUGUCUAACAGUGUGUUUCGCCUGGGCAUGCGCAGGCUCUCGCAGACUAUUUGCUCUUUCAGCCAUUGUGCUGCAGAUGACCGCGACUUUGGGGAGCCUAAACCAAGAAAAAGAGCAAACUCGUGUUCCAUCUGAAGGAAGGACUUUUACAGGGUGAGGAUACUCCUGGAAUCUAUGAAUGGGAAAUGUGAAUCUUAAUCAGCAUAGCAGCUAGUUUAUUUGCAGUUAAAUUGGCAAGGCUUAACCAAAUGGAAAACGGUUUCUGUCGUAUCAGCUGACACCAGUGACAUUGGCUUGGACAUAAUAAACUGUUUAUUGCAUUGCAAGCUUUUCAAGGAGAUGGAUGCAGUGUCUAAACAGAGAUUUAAUGAAAGAUGGACCCUGUGUGAUGGCGUUUAUUCUACAGUACCAUAGAGGCUUUCUUUGCCUUUACAUCUCACUGUAUGUCAUCAGCCAGGUCAGACCAAGUGGGACUAAAAAACUGUAAAUUCCAAAAGAUUUCCGAAGACAUACUAUGUUACCACACUGUUUCAUGUCUCUUAAAUUUUACUUGUAGUGGUGAAUUGGAUGAAUCUUUUACUAGAUGUAUCAGUUAUUUCUGUAACUGUCAUUAGCAGAUACAGUAUAGUCCAAUAUACACUUAUUUGUGCUCACAAGCCUGUUAAAGGGUUGUAAAUGGACAUUAAGACUUUUUAUCCAUAUAAACAUACGCACAGUGACAAUGACAGCAGUUAUGCUGAUAAAAACAAAUAAAAAACGCUAUAUGGCCUUGACUGUUUCCAGGAGGAAAAUCAGGAGUCAUUUUCUGCUCCUCUUCUCUUAUAGGAGGAAGAUGCAUAGUCAUGAUGUCAGGUGUUCUGCCUCGUUUUUUGAUUGACUACAGAUCUGACAUCUGGUUGAAAUUUAAAUGGGGUUGUUUGUGCAGAUGUUCUGCUAAACACGGUUCUAAUGUUAUUCUGCACAGCAAUCUUAUAAAGUAAACCUAAUAUAAAGCUGUGUAGACAAUUAUACAGAACAUACUCCUACAUCACAGUAGUGAAUUAAGGACUUUGUGAAGUUAUAUGGAGUAUUGGAACAUUAAAAUGGAGUUAAAAUUCUUAAAACGAGUCAAGUUUUUUGCUUGUCUCAACAUAGUCCUUAAUCUACAAUAUACACAGUCAUAUUUCCACAAUUACCACAUGGUUUGCUGUAGUAGUGUGACCUGAAAGAGAUAAUGUACUGCUCCCAUUGCUCACCAAUUUAAAUAACAGCCAGAUAUUGUUGGCCACCAACCUAUUGGUGAAAAACACCAUUUUUCCAAAUUAAGAUGGAGGAUUGGUUUGACUUAGCCUGGUUAGAUUGACUGGGGCCUCGAUAUUGAGGACAGUGAACUGAUGCUCUCAGCAGAUAAUUACCCAGCACAGUAUUUUCCCCUAAGGUCCAGUUUUACACCUAUAAAAUAGCCCAUCAGCACCAGGAUUCCCUCCACCGGCAUGAUAUCCCUGAUGUGGCUGUGUUAUCAAUAUUCUCCUCACAGUUUAUUGUAUGACUAUUCAUGAUAGUUAUUUCUUGCCAGCUAAUAAAUAUUCAAUCUUUGUUUUAUAGUAUAUGGAGGGAUAUGAUUACUUGAUUAUGAACACAAAACUAAACUGGCUAAACGCAAUGCUAUCUUCUAAUUCUGAAUUUCAAAUUUUGAUCUAUAAUACAUAAGAGAAUUUCAUUUGUACCAUUUUACCUCCAAAACAGAAUUUUCCACAUAAACUGAUUUGAGAGGAUUUUGUUAUUUUUAGAUGCAACUCUACUGGAUGUUGCUUUCAACCCACUCACAGAUAUAAACAGAUAUGAAAAAUGAUAGCAGUGUCUAUCUACAACGUAGACCUAAAGACGUCACCACGGUUUUUUUUUGGUGUUUUGGGUGGCACAGUUAUCUGUGUUAAAGAUAAUAGUGGAUUUUAUUUCCCAGCAGGAGUGUGCAGGGGCUCAGAUUAAUGUGAUCUGAUCUGUCUGGAGGUUGCUCUGAGGUUAGAAUUUAACAGAUCUGAAAUUACAUGCUGAGUUGUGCAAACAUUUAAGGCCAUCAGUAGCUUUUCUUGUCUUGCCUUUUUGAACUGCUGUUCAGAUAAUAGUCUGUACCGUACUUUUAAUUUCACUGCUCUACUUGCAGCUCUACCAAUUCUGUAAACAGUAAACUUGAAAAAUUGCUGCCCUCAAACUGCGGGCUAAAAUCCUCUGGACUUCUAGAAGGUGUUUCCUGAGCUCUUCUCGUGACAUUUGAGCCAGGCAAGAGAUAACUAUGUUGGGGAGGGCAAAGUAUAUGUUUUUUAAAAAGAGAUUUUAGUGGGUUGUUUGUGGGGGUUUUAUUUGAGAUGGGUAAUUAUUUUUUUUUCUGCUCAAAUAUUAUGGUUCUUGUGUUGUUUUACUGUGCCCUCCCAGCUUGGCGACUGUUCCCCAAUCUUGGGCAUUUGCUCUGUAAGUGGAAAUGAUGUGUGUUGUUAAAGCAAUCUACAGACUGCCGACUCUCACCCUUUGCUACAGCACAGUUAUUCCAGCCAAUUUACCUUUGGCGGUGUACAUUUCCACAAUCAUUAGGUCGGUGUCAAAGGAUAAUUCAUUUCACAUUAACGCAGCCACAUUCUGUAACCAAUGACUUACACUGAUUUCCCUCUUUGCUCAUGUAGUGGUGUUGGUCAUUUGUGGUUUAGGCCCUGCUUGUGAUGUAAAUGUAUAUCUGUCCAUGCAAGAAACCAAGUGACACAGCAAACCCAGUCCCUUGAUAUUGUACCCGUUGUUCCAUUCAAUGCUGCUUAAUAGUACUCUGUGUCAGUUAUUCCUCAUUUUAAAGCUGCAUUAAGUGAUUUUUGACUUCUAGGAACAGGAAGACUCUGAGGUUUUGCUCACUAUAUUCUUGUGAAAUGCUGGCAAGCAGGUUGCUGUUUACAUAUCCAGCAGAACCAGAAUGACAUGAGCAUUGUAGUAGAGUCUUUCUGGCCACCUCAUGAAUGUAAGUGCAAUAUUGUUUUUAAGCAACGGUUUCAUAAACCAACAUUGCCAAAAAAGAAAAAAUGGAUCUCCUUUGGUUUAUCUACAUGCUCUUCUUUACCAACCACUUGAUUCACCAGCUCUCUGUAGUUUUGCAUGAGGCAGGCAGCCUAUAGUCAAUUUGAAAUAUUAAUGUGCUGGGAGUGGCUGUCCAUUGUUCAUACUGUAGGAGCCAGUGUUUUUGUUGUUGCAAAUUAAUGACACAAAAGUGAAAGUUGCAACAGCAGCAGAGGAAAGCUGCAGAAAUAUGUUUUUAUUCUAAGUGGGACCAUCAACAUUGAUCAUCUUGAAACAUAAUCAAGAGUUUGUUGAUUCAGUGUUUGUAUGAGAAAUAUUGCUUUUUGCAGCUUUAAUGCAGUACAGAUUGUUCUGUAUAUGUGCCUAAAGAUAUGUAUUUUGUAGGAAAAGUGGGGGGAAAAAAGAUACUGAGAAGUACGUACAAUUACAUAGACAUGCUGCACUUUCUAAAAGAUUUUGAAACAUUCCCUGUGACACUGUGCACAUCCAAGUGUACCGUGUCAGUGGAUUUAGUUUUCCAUGACUUUGUGAUAAGGUCAGAGGGAUUUCCACUUGAACCAAGAAUGGGUCAAGUCAUUCAUUUAUCACAGUCGAUCUGACUUCUGCCUUCAAGUGGGUAAUAGUUCUAUCUCACAUCAGUAGACUAACAAGAGACAGCAGAUUUGUCUAAGUCUUGUGAAUUCCCUUCUUUAGCCAUACGACUUGGCAUAUACCGUAUGAAGAAUAACAGUAGGGAGCCGUGUGUCAAAUACUAGACCUACAAUAACAUAUAUAUUUUUUGAUUUUGAUAGCCUGUCUUUUUGUACUCCCUUGGAGCGUAGUGUAGUGGGUUCGUAGAUUAAAAAUUAUAGCAUCUGAAUUAGUGCUGUAUAAUCUUCACAAUGUGGUGACAAACAACAACAUAGAAGACAAGACAAAUCCAAAUUCUGUAAUAGCAUAAAAAGUUGAAAUACUCCAUUAUAGUGAAGAUUAUAGUUUUUGGUCUGAAUUUGCACAAUAUUCAUUCCUUGGGUAGGUUGUUUUUAAAAUAUAUAUAACAGGUCAUGUGAAAUGUGUGUCUUGGCACAGGGUUCCAAAAAUCUAAGAGCCACUGAAUGAAUAUUUAAAAAAAAAAACAAAAAAGCAGAAUUGUUUGUAUGUGUCUCUAGUACACUGACCAAACUGAAGUGGUAGAAAAUCAAAGCUGUCAUCUUACUUUCAAGUGCAUUGAUAGGAUCUUUUAGAAAAAAAUAGUUUAAUUGCAGGAUUAUAUGUAUUUAUUAAGUUAUGUUGAAAACUUUACACAAUAUACUGUAUAUGAGUAUACUGUAUAUAAAGUGUGUGUUUCUGUUUUUAAUCUGCUGUACAGCCAAAAAAAACAACAUCUAAUGAAGUCUGACAGAUAUUGUGCACUCAUUUGUGUUAAAUCAACUAGGCUGCUGAUGUUUUGAGUAGGAGGUGAGUGUGUUAAAUUACACAGUAUCUAUUUUUUUAUUUUGAAAUUUUGUCAAAGGCUAUGGUUUUGCUGUUGCUGCCAACCUAAUAAAGGUGAAAAUAGUAGACAUUUA
Messenger RNA from Acanthochromis polyacanthus (spiny chromis), 7495 nucleotides. RefSeq names its product G protein-coupled receptor 52 (gene gpr52). The record is from RefSeq and is a predicted model, not a curated record. Gene Ontology annotation, biological process: G protein-coupled receptor signaling pathway. Gene Ontology annotation, molecular function: G protein-coupled receptor activity. The coding region runs from base 1929 to 3047 and encodes 372 amino acids. Gene Ontology annotation, cellular component: membrane. The transcript has a single exon. Lineage: Eukaryota; Metazoa; Chordata; Actinopteri; Pomacentridae.